Cryptomeria japonica (Japanese cedar) is the source of this 408-nucleotide messenger RNA. Its product is annotated as S-norcoclaurine synthase 1-like. The transcript has 2 exons. The record is from RefSeq and is a predicted model, not a curated record. Gene Ontology annotation, molecular function: dioxygenase activity. Bases 1 to 408 code for a protein of 135 amino acids. NCBI's taxonomy places the organism in Eukaryota, Viridiplantae, Streptophyta, Pinopsida, Cupressales, Cupressaceae.
AUGCUCGCCAAACUAAGAGAGGCCUGCACAGAAUGGGGAUUUUUCCGUCUUGUCAACCAUGGAAUUUCAGUAGAGCUUCUGGAUAAGGCUCAGAAUGUUAACCGAGAUUUAUUUUCCAUGCCAAACGAGGUUAAAGACAGAGCCACAACUUCUAGUCCAUUCGAUAGUUACUAUCGAGGUCCCAACCAUGAGACAUUCAAUUUUGUCGAACCCUCGAAAACAGAAUCUUUGGAGCAAAUGUGUUCAAAGAUAUGGCCAGAAGGGAAUCUAAGUUACUGCGAGACUAUGGUAACGUACAGUUUGCGUCUCUCAAAUCUUGCCCAAAAUAUCACAAAAAUAAUCCUGGCAAGCCUGGGGUUGGAUGCCAAGGCCUUCUACCACUCUCACUUCGCAAAGUGCACAUCAUGA